CGUUAAACUCAGUCCACGUCGCGUGAGACUUCGUGAGGCUAGUCGCUCCGAAAUCCCACGUGGAUCGACACCUGCUAGGGCCAUGGGGAGGCAGCGACGCGGGGUAUUGGGCUGCACCAACCUGCCAGCGCUCAGCCACAAUUGUGGGGAUCGCACCGACACACAGCAUCUGCCUCGACAGCAGUCGAUCCAUAGAGACACACCACAAGACGCGAAAGCGGUUAGACAAGUUGACAAUGUGGACAGACGCCACCUCAAGCGCGAGAAGUUCAAACUGUCUUCGAUAUCUUCGAGCGCGAGCGAUGGAACGGCCAUCACGGAGGGACAGUGCAGGACCAAACGCAAACUCUCGCCACGAGAAACUCCGUUAGAUGAACACGAACAGGCAAAGCAACAACUCGCGACAUCAAUCGAUUCCCACGAAUCCGCAUCUAAAUCUUACAAGAAUGAGCACUGGUAUUCAAGUCCAGUUGGCUUCGGCUCGAGGAAAUCCGUGCUACUCGCGGCGCUCAAGUUGCGUGACCCCGGAGGAUCCGGAUUCAUCACGUGCAAGCAGCUUGUCGAUGGAUUGCAAGCACCAAACUUUGGACUGAGCGAACGUCAAGCUCGCGCGUUGCUUGUUGAGUUCAAUGAUCAACUCCAGAAAGAUGAUGCAAAAGUGCCUUAUCGAAGCUUCGUAAAGCACCUUCAACUCCCUGAUGACCGGUCCAGCCAACCAGGACAAGACCCAACGAUUUUCUACCAGGAAAGUUACAUUAACCGCGUCCGAGCACACGCUGCGCAGCUGAUUGAAAAGGUUGCAACAAAAGAAGGGGGACUAACAAGGAGUAACACUUCGGGAGUUCUUGUCAACAAAGAUACAGCAGUCACUCAAAACAACGACGUAGAUCGGUUGUCCUUCGAGUUCGAUAAGGUCCGCAAACAACGACGAGCAGAAGCCAAAUCGAGGAUUCUGUUAGCACAUAUCGACCGUAUAGAGGCAUUUUCACAGCAGCAACAGAAGCUCAUUGAGGAGCACGAAUCCAUGCGACUAGCGGCAAAGGCGCUUCAUCGUCAUGCCCACUUUGAGCAAGCGUUUGAAGAGGAGAAUCGUCGACUACGUAUUGCCCAGCGUCAACCAAAAGGGUUGCUCGGGUCUCCAGUUGCCAAAAUGCAGCGCAAUGUCAGCACAGAUUCAAUAUUUUACGUCGAUCCUGUUUAAAAAAUGGCGCGCACAAUAGAAAUAUACUACAACAAAUCAAGACAAUAUCAAUUAAAAGGAGAGUCAGAUUUACUAACGUAAAUUCCAGAAUAAUAUCCCGGGCACUAUUUAAUUGUACCCUCAAG
Molecule: messenger RNA, 1326 nt
Organism: Phytophthora nicotianae INRA-310
Lineage: Eukaryota; Oomycota; Peronosporomycetes; Peronosporales; Peronosporaceae
Exons: 4
Coding region: 83-1201 (372 amino acids)
Source: RefSeq, a predicted model, not a curated record